Messenger RNA from Chironomus riparius, 1859 nucleotides. The record is from the annotation of a GenBank genome assembly. NCBI's taxonomy places the organism in Eukaryota, Metazoa, Arthropoda, Insecta, Diptera, Chironomidae.
CCAAAUCAUCCAAAAUAAAUGCGCUGCUAAUUCAUCUCUAAUCCAUCAUCAAACCAGUAUCAAAAUUUUUUUCGGGGGGAACCAAAAUAAAAAUAAAAUAAAACAGAGAGCAGAAAAGAGCGAAGUGAAAAAGCAGAGAAAUUGUAUUCGUAGAGGAAAAAAAAUGAGUCGACACUAGGCAUGCGUAUCACAGUCAAAACAAGUCAGUGAGAGACAGGGCCUUCUUAUCUAUGUAUUCAAACGCGCGCGGUACAAAAAUCGACAUUUAAAAUUGAUAGAGUCGAGAAAAAUAGAGAAAUUUAAUUCAUUUUGGUCGGUAAAUGGACGAUAAUUAGCGUGAAAGUGUUUUAAAGUUACGGACAAGUCAAAAAGUCAUCGGAUAAGUGAAGAAGUGUGUUAAAAAUUUCUAUAAGGAAAUCGACAAUCAUAAAUUUGUCAAGGGUGGACUUUUUCACCUCAGUUUGUGCUGCGCAACGAAAUCAAAACACUUAAAAUAUAUUAAAAAUUUAAUUAAGAGAAAGGAAAAUUGAAGCAUGUCUGAUCGCGAUCGUGAUUACAUUGGCUUCGGGUCACUUCCAUUACAGUAUCAUCGAAAAUCAGUGAAGCGCGGCUUUGAAUUCACAUUGAUGGUCGUCGGUGAAUCGGGCUUGGGUAAAUCGACACUCAUUAACAGUCUCUUUUUGACCGAUCUCUACAAGAAUCGUCAAGUACCACCUGUCGCUGAGCGACUCGAAAAGACAACAAGAAUUGAGAAGAAGACGCUGGAUAUUGAGGAGAAGAGUGUUCGAUUGCGUUUAAAUGUUAUCGAUACGCCAGGCUUUGGUGAUGCAGUUAAUUGCGAUGAGAGUUGGCGUGUGGUUGUCGAUUACAUCGAUGAACAAUUUCGUCAAUAUUUCAUGGAUGAGAGUGGCUUAAAUCGCAAAAAUAUUCAAGAUAAUCGUGUUCAUUGCUGUCUAUAUGCGGUGCCACCAUGGGGACACAGUUUACGUCAAAUGGAUAUAGAUGUGAUGCGUCGCUUACACAAAAAAGUUAAUAUUGUAAUCGUGAUAACAAAAGCUGACACAUUGACAACGAGUGAAGUGAAGAGGUUAAAGGCAAACAUCAUACGUGAUGUUGAAGCAAAUGGAAUUCAACUAUACAAAUUUCCCGAAUGCGAUUCCGAUGAAGAUGAUGACUUUAAGCGACAAGAUGAGGAAUUGAAGCAGAGCGUUCCAUUUGCUGUAAUUGGUUCAAAUUCAAUAUUUGAAGUUGGUGGUAAGAAGAUACGAGGACGACAAUAUCCAUGGGGUAUUGUUGAUGUUGAGAAUCCAAAUCAUAGUGAUUUUAUAAAACUACGUACGAUGUUGAUUGCAACACAUAUGCAAGACUUGUGUGAUACAACACAGGAUGUACAUUAUGAAAAUUUCCGAGCUCAAUGCAUUUCACAAAUUCAACAUAACGCCAAAUCAGGAAAAGUACGAAGUGAUUCAAUUAAAACACCAACCGGUGAAAUUGUCAUUCCAGUUGUUACCGAAACAGAUAAGUUAUUACUACAGAAGGAGGAAGAGAUUCGACGAAUGCAGGAAAUGCUUGCGCAAAUGCAAGAAAAGUUGAAGCAGCAGACAAUUGAUGUUUAAAGAUUUAAAACGUGCAGCAUAUGAUAAACAAGUUUUAAGGCAAUAAUCCAAAAAAAAAUAUUAAGAAACACUUCCAUAGCGAGUUGACUUUAGUGCUUCAAUUUGGAAGUACAUCAAUUAAAAUUUAAAUGGGAUUGAAAAUUAACGAAAAAAAAAAUCUUUAGAAAAAAAUUUCCAAAUUUAUUUUGCAGCUUAAAAAGUCAAUUUUAUUUAUUUCAAAAUCCUAUAACUUCUGGAUGAUAG